Messenger RNA from Benincasa hispida (wax gourd), 1234 nucleotides. Its product is annotated as Peroxidase superfamily protein. Gene Ontology annotation, molecular function: peroxidase activity; heme binding. Lineage: Eukaryota; Viridiplantae; Streptophyta; Magnoliopsida; Cucurbitales; Cucurbitaceae. The record is from RefSeq and is a predicted model, not a curated record. Gene Ontology annotation, biological process: response to oxidative stress; hydrogen peroxide catabolic process.
CUCUCCUUCUCUCUCUUUUACUCUGUUUCCUUAUAAUGCUAAGCCAACUCCAAAUUCAGAACCAUUCCAAAGAAACUUUGUUAUUUCCAGUAUAAUAAGACCUUUUUCUUAUGGAGAAAACGGCGUCGUAUAGCGGCAUGUGCAAGUCGUUUUUAAUUUUUCUGGUUUUGUCUGUUCCGGCGUCGACGGUGGCAUUGUCGUUCGGAUUUUACGCUGCCACCUGUCCUGCGGCGGAGCUUAUGGUUAGGAACACCGUCAGAUCGGCUUCCUCCGUUGACCCCACCGUUCCCGGCAAGCUCCUCCGGUUGCUCUUCCAUGACUGUUUUGUUGAGGGGUGUGAUGGUUCUGUGUUGGUGGAAGGAAAUGGAACGGAACGAAGCGAUCCGGCAAACAAGUCGCUUGGAGGAUUUGAAGUAAUCGAUUCAGCUAAGAGAACUCUAGAAAUUUUCUGUCCUGGAACUGUUUCCUGUGCCGACAUUGUCGUUUUGGCCGCUAGAGAUGCUGUUGAAUUCACCGGUGGGCCCUCCGUCCAAGUCCCGACCGGUAGGAGAGACGGAAAGAUAUCGGCGGUGUCAAAUGUCCGACCAAACAUCGUCGAUACAAGCUUUUCAGUCGACCAAAUGAUGAAUCUCUUCUCAUCAAAAGGGCUGUCGGCGGACGAUCUCGUCAUCCUUUCAGGGGCCCACACCAUCGGAACCGCCCACUGCAGCGCCUUCAGCGACCGCUUCCGACGAAACCCAAACGGCCAACUGACCCUCAUCGACGCCUCUCUCGACGGCGCUUACGCCGACGAGCUCAUGCAGCGGUGCCCCGCCGGCGCAGCCACCACUGCCACCGUCGAAAACGAUCCGGCGACGGCGUUUGUCUUCGACAAUCAGUAUUACCGAAACAUUCUGUCACACAAAGGGCUGUUUCAGUCUGAUUCCGUUCUGAUCAGCGAUGGCCGGACUAGAGCUCAGGUGGAGAGCUUUGCAAAGGAUCAGAUUGGGUUUUUUGAAAACUGGGCUCAGUCGUUCUUGAAACUGAGUAGUAUUGGAGUUAAAAAUGGGGAAGAAGGGGAAAUUAGGUUGUCUUGUUCUACUAUUAAUGUUUGAGAUUUUAAUGGGAAAAAAAUGUAUAAAUAUUUGUGUUUGUAAAAAAGGUUGGUUUUAUUUUUCUGUAAUUGUUGUUUGAUUUGUGGCUUACUAAUUGUUUGUGAGAAUUUGAAAUUAUAUGAAAACUUGAACUUAAAUAA